AUGUUUCUCCCCUCGUUAUCCCUUGGGCUGCUUCUCUCAUCCACCGAGUACCCGAACCCGGUCGUUCUACUCCACGGCCUCGGCGCGACAUAUUACGAGGACCUCAACUACCUCGAAGCCUGGUUGCAGAUCCAAGGCCAUUGCACAUUUUCCAUAACCUACGGUGCAUACGAUGGUUUCCCCUUCGUCGGAGGCCUCAAGCCCAUCAAUGAAUCGGCACAAGAGAUCGCAUCCUUCAUUCAGGAAGUCCAGACCAAAACCGGUGCCGACAAGAUCAACCUUGUCGGACACUCUGAAGGUGCCUUCCAGAGUCUUUAUGUACCUAAGUUCACGGGCGUGAGCCCCAUCAUCGACAAGGUUGUAGCCAUUGCGCCUCCGACUCAUGGAACCACCUUUGCGAAUCUUUGGGACCUUGCGUACCUCCUCGGCAACGGAACCCGCGAAGCCGUCGGCGAUGUCUUGCGUGCUGUUGGCUGCGCUGCCUGCGACGAUCUCAGCGUUGGUGGAGCGGCGAUUGCGAAGCUGAACGAUGGAACUCCUAUCCACCAACCUGGUAAUCAAUUGACAGUGAUUGCAUCCAAGGAUGAUGAACUCGUCACUCCCUCAGGCACGGCCAGCUGGGUCGAAGAGGACGGAGUGACGAACGAAUACGUCCAGAACACCUGCUCCUUUGACCCCGUCGGACAUAUAGGCGAGGCGUACGACUUGAAUGUUUGGAAUUUGGUCAAGAACGCCCUGGAGGGGACGCCGGAUCGGGCAUUUACCUGUGUUGUCGGAUCACCGGGCAAGAGAUAGUUGGGUAUAUAAUUGAUUAUCAUCUAGUUUUAUGCAUGCUUGUGGCCUUACAAGAAAGGAAGUCAUGAUAUGGAUUGUAGACGUUUGUUUGCAGUUGAGAAUACCCGGGUCAUAGUACGUUUU
Paecilomyces variotii is the source of this 918-nucleotide messenger RNA. Its product is annotated as Alpha/Beta hydrolase protein. Bases 1 to 795 code for a protein of 264 amino acids. The transcript has 2 exons. The record is from RefSeq and is a predicted model, not a curated record. NCBI's taxonomy places the organism in Eukaryota, Fungi, Ascomycota, Eurotiomycetes, Eurotiales, Thermoascaceae. Gene Ontology annotation, biological process: lipid catabolic process. Gene Ontology annotation, molecular function: lipase activity.